Molecule: messenger RNA, 1541 nt
Organism: Coffea eugenioides
Lineage: Eukaryota; Viridiplantae; Streptophyta; Magnoliopsida; Gentianales; Rubiaceae
Product: protein WHAT'S THIS FACTOR 1 homolog, chloroplastic
Exons: 2
Coding region: 93-1463 (456 amino acids)
Molecular function (GO): RNA binding
Source: RefSeq, a predicted model, not a curated record
AGAAGUCAUUGGACUUCCACAAACAUCAUCAUUCUUCCGUAAGACCGCUCCUUCAUCUGCGUGUCUGGUUUGUCUCUUUUCUGUUUGAUGUAAUGCCCCACCGAGGUGUUAGAAGCAAAGCUCUUUUAAGACAAUUUUUAUUGUAUUUACGCCUGCCAUUUGUGAAUGAGGUUACGUUCAAUAGUAAUGAUAAUGCAUUUCGCUACUUACAAUGGCGAUUGAUGACUACCAGCAAAAGGGUUCAAGAGAGGAGCAAGAGAAAACGUGUCCAUGAUCUUGAGGUGGCUCUGGAAAAGCACAAAGUACUGUCCAAGAUUCUAUUUUUCUUUGAAAUUUUAAAGCAAGAGCCUGAACAAAUCGUGCCCAUUAAAAGUUUAGAUAGGUACAGAAGGCAAAUUAACCUCCCUAAACCCCAUAAACUAUCAGCUUUUCUUCGGAAAUCGCCUAAGCUUUUCGAGCUGUACAAGGAUCAGAGAGGGGUCUUGUGGUGUGGGAUGACGAAAAUGGCUGAGGAAUUAGUGGAGGAAGAGGGAAGAAUUAUUGAGGAGAAUAGCGAUAAGGCUGCUGAAUAUGUUACUAGGAUGUUGAUGAUGUCAGUAGAUAAACGACUUCCAUUGGAGAAGAUUGCACAUUUUAGGAGGGAUAUAGGGUUGCCAGUGGAUUUUAGGAGCCGUUGGGUGCAUAGAUAUCCUGAAAAUUUUAGAGUCGUGCGGCCGUUUAAACCGUAUGAUGAGGGGGAAUAUUUGGAACUUGUUGAGUGGAAGUCUAGUUGGGCAAUAACAGAAUUGGAGAAGAAGUCAGGGAUGGUUGAGGAGUUGAGUGGUGGCGAUCACGUUCCAGGGCUGCUUUCGCUGUCGUUUCCUAUGAAGUUUCCUCCUAAUUAUAAAAAGGUCUUGUCACGAUAUUAUCCACAAAUUGGGAAUUUUCAGAAGAGAGAAUAUUUGUCUCCGUAUGCAGAUGCUAGAGAUCUGAAAGCUGGCUCACAAGAAUUUGAUAAGAGGGCUGUGGCAGUUAUGCAUGAGCUACUGAGUUUUACAACUGAAAAGAGGGUGGUAACUGAUCAUUUGACACACUUUAGAAGAGAAUUUGUGAUGCCUCAAAAGUUGAUGCGAUUGUUGCUGAAGCAUUUUGGUAUCUUUUAUGUUUCGGAGAGGGGGAGGAGGUUUAGUGUCUUUCUCAAUGAGGCCUAUGAAGGUUCAGAAUUGAUAGAAAAGCAUCCCUUGGUUGUUUGGAGGGAAAAAGUCAAUGGACUUAUAGAUUACAGAAAGAAAAAGAAGAGAAUUGGGACUGUUGAAGUUUUACAUGAUAUAGAUGAUAAGGACCUGUUUGAGAGUGAGUCUGAGAAUGACAGUAUCUUGUUGGAUCAUGAACAGGAGGAGACCAUGGGUAAUCUAGAGGAUGCUUCACCUGCAGACAGUUCAGAGAUGGAGAUUGAAGAGAUUUAUGCGGCAUACCAGGACUGAAACUUCACGAGUUUAUAGGAAUUGUUCACUCAGGAACUUUAAGGUUGUUAAAAUGAUGAAAUGACCGUGAAUGGAGAA